Messenger RNA from Penicillium canariense, 186 nucleotides. RefSeq lists its product as uncharacterized. The transcript has a single exon. Lineage: Eukaryota; Fungi; Ascomycota; Eurotiomycetes; Eurotiales; Aspergillaceae. The record is from RefSeq and is a predicted model, not a curated record. Bases 1 to 186 code for a protein of 61 amino acids.
AUGGAGGCGGUUCAGAUGGUCAAGGGCGUGGAGGAGGCAGAGAAUCAGCUGAGCUAUCUGCGGUCCUCGUCCGCUGUUCAGUGCCAGUUGAAGCGCACCCCGACUGCGCCAGGGUUGGAAGUUCGAAGCGUGGAUGCGGUGUGCGGUGGUGGCAGUCCCAGGCCGACUCCACCCAAAAGCCAAUAG